Molecule: messenger RNA, 824 nt
Organism: Musa acuminata subsp. malaccensis (wild Malaysian banana)
Lineage: Eukaryota; Viridiplantae; Streptophyta; Magnoliopsida; Zingiberales; Musaceae
Product: protein AE7
Biological process (GO): iron-sulfur cluster assembly
Source: RefSeq, a predicted model, not a curated record
CUCGAGUUUACUGAGUCGAUUCCACAAGUCUUGUAUAAAAGUACAUACGUACCUCACCCGCGACGAGCCGACGAGCCCUAGCCUUUUCGGUUCCUCUGCCUUCGCCGUCGGCCAAGAGCGGAGCUUCUGCUUCAUCGCCCCUCUGGAAGCACAAGGCAAAGACAGAGCUUCAUCACUUUUACUCUUUGCUUAUCCUGCUUAGAAUACAAGAAAUGGUGGUUGGAUUGCUCAAUGCUAAUCCCAUAGUUUAUAAAAAGAAAGAACGGCGGGCUCGCAAUGUGCCAACCGUCAUAGAUGAGUAUGCAGUGGAGCCGAUUGAUGAACAAGAAAUUUUUGACUAUAUAAGAGAUAUAAAGGACCCAGAACAUCCAUAUUCGUUGGAAGAGUUGAAAGUGGUAACAGAGGACUCGAUUGAAGCCAAUGAUAAGCAGAGUUAUGUUAGGGUCACUUUUACUCCAACAAUUGAGCAUUGUAGUAUGGCUACGCUUAUUGGACUUUGCCUUCGUGUAAAGCUUAUGCGCAGUCUUCCUUCUCGUUACAAGGUGGAUAUCAGGGUGGCUCCAGGAAGACAUGCAACUGAAGCUGAAGUGAAUAAGCAGUUAAACGAUAAAGAACGAGUAGCGGCAGCUCUGGAGAAUCCCAACUUAUUGGAAUUGGUUGACUCAUGCUUAGAGUCGACGUAUGCGUGAUCCAUCAGAAACAUGGGAUACACGUUUUCUUUGUUGUUAUUGGUGUUUGCCUGUCAAAGGAGUUCAAAUUUGAUGAACUUUAGAAGUGACAUUUUCACGCCCCUUGGAAGAAUGCAUGAAUCCCUUGUGUGUACA